Copidosoma floridanum is the source of this 932-nucleotide messenger RNA. Its product is annotated as histamine H2 receptor-like. The record is from RefSeq and is a predicted model, not a curated record. Gene Ontology annotation, biological process: G protein-coupled receptor signaling pathway. Gene Ontology annotation, cellular component: membrane. Lineage: Eukaryota; Metazoa; Arthropoda; Insecta; Hymenoptera; Encyrtidae. Gene Ontology annotation, molecular function: G protein-coupled receptor activity.
GCAUCAUGUAUUUGGUACUAGGCUACGUGGUGUUGUUUGUGAUAAUAGUAAUCGGCAACCUAGGGACUGUCCUAGCCGUGAUACUGAGCCGUCAGUUGUUGAGAAUCAACUCCAACUACCUGAUACUGAGCCUCGCUAUUUCGGACCUGUUUAUUGGCCACGCGACCCUCUACGAUUUAAUUUUACAUAUUCACGAAGACCUCAAUACCAAGAUUGCAUGCAUACUUAGGUACGUUUUUUUGUGUGUCGCUUGUACAGCAAGUCUUUACAACGUAACAGCAAUAGCCAUCGAUCGGUUCAUUGCCAUCGUUUAUCCGUUCAAGUACCUGACAUAUGUGACUCGUAAGGUAGUACUCGUAAUGAUAGCCAUCAACUGGAGUGCAGCUAUCCUCAUAUCUGUGGUGCCCAUUUUUUGGAAUCAUUACGACACGGAAAGUGGAUGUUCACUCAGUACCGUCAUUCCCAGUUACUUCGUGCAGAUCAUUUUGAUACCGAAUUUCGUGAUAGUCUGGGUCAGUAUGUUCUUUCUUUACUGGAAAAUCUGGAGGAAAGCGAGGGCGCACACGCAAAGGUCGAAAAUAAGGUCAAAGGAGACCGGCCAGAGAAAUAGUUCCAGCUACAAUAAGAGCAACCAGUACCAGCCCAGUCUGAUGGUAAAUUCAGUGACAGAUUGGAUAGCAAUGUGCAAUUGCGGAAUCAAUCCCCUUAUCUACGCCUGGAAAAACUCGAGCUUCCGUCAAGCCUAUCGUCAUUCCUUUGAGUUUAAACCAUCAAGUCAUGACGAUUGUGCCAGAACUUCAAAAUAUGAUAAUAGACUAUCGAAAGAGUCAUCUGAUGGCGUGAAUCAUCACAAACUUUGUACAGGCGUUGUGUCAAAGACAGUCUCGUUCAAGCUUUCCAACGAGAUCCGAGUACAAGGCGUGGUUUUUUGA